AGAGGGGUGGUGUGGCGAGGCAGCGCGGCACGAACAGCUGACCAGCCCACAACAACAGACAUGGCGACGAUCCUCGGACGUCUGUCCCGCAGCGCCACAAUACCAGGCCGCCAUGCCCGCUGCCUCAGGACCCUAAAGACCCAGGCUUUCCGGAGUAGCCUCACCACCAGCAGCACCGCCUACCUGUGUGGGGUAGCUGCCGCCACCUCGGCCUACCUGGGCUGGAGAUGGUUGCACGGGGGCUCCGUGGUGCAGGCAGCCAAACCACGUCGUCAUAUUGAUGAGUCAUCGCUGCGUGGCCUGAAGCUAAACCACCGAGAAAGGCGGUUCAUCAAGUUUUCGUCUGUUGAGUACCAGGGUCAGUUGUACAUGUCGCCACAGGACUUCAUUGAGUCUGUGACAGACUCCGAGCCUCGCCCUCGUUUAAAGAGGAGGAUGCUGUCCGAGAGGGAUCUAGAACAGUUUGCACAGGAAACGCCAGCGCUCUCCAAGGGUUCUCCAGACAUGUUCCGAACCAUAUUUGAUAAGGGUAUAAUUUCUUAUACAGAAUACUUGUUCCUGCUGUCAAUCCUCACAAAGCCUCAGACGGGCUUCCGCAUUGCCUUCAACAUGUUCGAUACUGACGGGAAUGAGCGAGUGGACAAAGAGGAGUUUCUUGUGUUAAUGGACUUGAUCACUGCUGGUGUUUUUCGAGCCUAUGCUUCGUGGGUGUCUGAUACAAUCCACGAUGAAAACCCUGACUCAGAGAAGGCCAAGAAACUGCAAUCAACUAGGCAGGUCGUAAGUCAGCUGCUGGUGGGCCGAUCUGUAGACAGCGUCCGUGUGGGGCUUGAGAAGAUCUUCAGCACUGCUCGGAGAGACCGACUGAACCGAGCCUUGGAAGGAGCAGUGAAGGCCAAUGAUGCAGGUGCUGAUGAUGAGGUGGUGCUGGAGGAUGAGCUGCAGAAGAGUCAUGUUGUGGACACCACCCUCCUCCUCCACUUUUUUGGGCGUAAGGGGAAGCAGGAUCUCAAGUUUGAAGAGUUUAAAAUGUUUAUGGAAAACCUUCAGACUGAGGUUCUGGAGAUUGAGUUCAAUGAAUUUUCCAAGGGUCUUCCUGCAAUAACUGAGCUGGACUUUGCUAAGAUCCUGCUGCGCUAUACUUACCUUCAGUCUGACCAGUAUGAGAUGUAUUUAGAGAGACUUUUGGACCGCAUCCCAGAAGGGAAAGGAAUCACCUUCUCAGAAUUUAAGUCAUUCUGCCAGUUCCUCAACACCCUGGAUGACUUUGCCAUUGCCAUGAAGAUGUAUACCCUUGCUGACCAGCCCAUCUCCCAAGAGGAGUUCCAUCGAGCAGUAAAGAUCUGCACUGGUGCUGAGCUGAGUCCCCACAUUGUGGACACUGUGUUCAAGAUCUUUGAUGAUGAUGGUGACGGCCAGCUGAGCUACAAGGAGUUCAUUGCCAUCAUGAGGGACCGGCUGCACCGAGGCUUCAAGCAAACCUCAAGGAGUGAAGGGUGGGAUGCCUUCAAGCAGUGCGUCAAGAGUGAGAUGAAGGCCGUGGUGUGAGGACCUGAGGUGGUGGUUCAAGCAACAAGAACCCUCUGAAGGGUGGGCAGGCUUCAAGGCAUGUGUCAAGAAUGCCAUGAGGAGUCAACAGCAGCAGGACCAGCAGCCCUCCCUCACCUAGGCCCUCCAGGCACACUUGUUACAGAGCACUGCAAAGAUAGUUAUUCACAAAAUGCAGUUUUCAUAAUCUGGAGUGUGUGUACACAAAUGUAUUGUAAAACUAUGUACAUAAAGUACUUAAAAUGCAUCUGAAUUAAAUUGUCAUGUUGUUAUGUAUUGAGAAAAAAGCAAUCAUUUUGGUUUGGUUAUUAAUACUGAAAACUUAACCUGAUCUCUAUUCAACACAAAUAUGUAAAGGUCAACAGAUCAGCUGCAUCAUGCAAGCUCCGUCCACCAUCUGAUGUUUCAAAUUAAUGCAGAAAUUUUAACACAAAAACAGUAACUUGUCAAUGACUGGUACAACUUACAUUACCAACAGUGAAGAUUUGCUAUUCUCUGGUGCACCAAAAGUGCUGUGAACAUAUAGGAGUAUUAGGUUGGGUGAUUGCAUGAAAUAACUCAUUCAUUGUUCUGUAUAGGUGAACAAAUAUUUAAGAAACUUUGAUCAAAUUGCACAAAUGUAAUUUUGUUCAUAGGAUGAUUUGUUGUGUGUGCUUUAUUCUGUAUACCAAUGAAAUAACAUUCUAGGAGGCAAGUUUCCUUUAGCUCAGACUGGUCUGCUUUAGAAAACCUUGAAGCUCAUGCUGCAUACAAUGCUUUUGUGUCACCUGGGUAAUAAGGAAAGUGUCCCUAAAUGUCUUAGCAAUGAAAGUCAUGUUUUCUUUCUGCUAAGAUAUGUUCAACACUAACAAUUCUGAAGAUUACAGUUGACUUGUUUAGGGAAUGAAGCACAACCAGUUGCAUUACCAUUAAGAAAAUAAUGAAUUCAUGCUAUGUAGAUAAGUUUGUUUCUAUCUAGUCAAAGAAUCAUAUGUACAGAAUCUUUAUCCCUUGUAUUAAAUCUCUGAUCUGAUGUCAUAUGUACAUUGCUUGUUGAGAAGAUAUUGUAAUGUUGUUAUUUAUAUUAUGUUGUUACUUUUUAUAGUGAAUAAAUAUAAAUUCUAACUGCUGCAGAUUGAAAGUAGCUAAAAUAAGUUAUUUGUACAGUCUAAAAUGUGAAAGGGAAGGCCAUUUUAUAUAGAGAAUACUAACUAAAACUGGGGAGGGAGGAGAAAGAUUGUUAAUUAUUGUUAUAAAAUUUUACUGCAAAGCCAGUUUCCAGUAGCUUGUUAGAAGUACUUAAUUUAAGCAAAGGUUUUAAGCCCUGAAACAAUUUCUACAAAAGAAUUCCAAAAUUAUUGUAUCAUAUUGGCAACAGAACUGAAUGUUUUUGAUUACCUAUAAAAUUUUAAUGCAAAAUGCAUUUCCAGUAGCUUGUUAGUACUUGAAACAAUUAAUGGUUUUGACUAUCAGAUAAAUUACAACAAAAGAAUAAACAAAAUAAUUAUAUUUAUAUUAAUUUAAUGGUAAAACAAUUCAGUUCCUCUGCAUGAUAGAAAUUUAUUGAAUUCUUAAACCCAUACAAAUGCAUGCAAACCCAAACAAACCCAUGCAAAUUGAAAUAAAGCAGAUUAGAAA
Molecule: messenger RNA, 3165 nt
Organism: Scylla paramamosain (green mud crab)
Lineage: Eukaryota; Metazoa; Arthropoda; Malacostraca; Decapoda; Portunidae
Gene: MICU3
Product: calcium uptake protein 3, mitochondrial-like
Exons: 13
Coding region: 61-1548 (495 amino acids)
Biological process (GO): mitochondrial calcium ion homeostasis; calcium import into the mitochondrion
Cellular component (GO): uniplex complex
Molecular function (GO): calcium ion binding
Source: RefSeq, a predicted model, not a curated record